CCGCAGCGUCAGGACGUCACGAGCUCAGAGGCGCGAGGACUUUAAGACCUGAGCCGGUUUGGACUCGGUCUGGACUCGGUUUGGACUCGGUUUGGACUCGGUUUGGACUCGGUUUGGACUCGGUCUGGUUUGAGUUCGCUGCUCUGCGCUCGGAGCGGGAGCUGGCACAUCUGGAUGCGCACGCCCGAGUGAGAGCGGUCCAUGGAGCAGGCUUUGGGAGGGUCCCGCCGCGGCUGACACAGGCCCUCGCGCCCCCCGCUCCCUCACGCCUCGCGCUCCCGUCCUCGCGCCCCUGUCCUCGCGCCGGAGGAGGAUGGCCGCGCUGUGGACGCUGCUGCUCGCGCUCUGGACCUGCUCGUGCGCCCUGGGACGUGCCAAGAGCGCGUUCCCGAUGCGCACAGCCUACAGCCUGUACUCCAACGGGCACACGCACGGGACACGCGCCGCCAGCAGACACAGAAACUGGUGUGCGUUCGUGGUUCCUCGCACCGUGAGCUGUGUGGUGGAGGACGGAGUGGAGACGUACGUGAAGCCCGACUACCAGCCCUGCUCCUGGGGCUCGGGACAGUGCAGCCGCGUGGUCUCAUAUCGGACGUACAUGCGCCCGAGGUACAAAGUGGCGUACAAGAUGGUGACUGAGAUGGAGUGGAAAUGCUGCCAGGGCUACAGCGGCGAAGACUGCAACACGCCCCCCGCUGGUGGGACUGGGGUAGUGCCCGGACACAACGGAAACCACAACUACGGGCAGGGAGGAAGUAACACGAACUACGGACAAGGAGGAACGAACACGAACUAUGGACAAGGAGGAAGCAACACGAACUACGGGCAAACGGGGACCGAUUUUGGAGCCGGACACGGGACAAAUUACGGGGGAGGAAACGGGAACGGAUAUGGAGGGUCCGGGACCAACACAAACUAUGGGCAAGGGGGAAGCACGGGGGGAGGAGGGAGGGUCAGUGGGGGAGGGGGGACGAGCUUCGGUGGAUCUGGUACGGGACAGAGCGGAGGGAGCACGGGUCGUGGGGACAGUGAGCGGGUCCGAAGACUCGAGGACCAGAUCCAGAAAAUGACCAAGACCCUCCAGGACCUCCAGACCAACAUGAACCGACCAGCAGGGGGCAGCACCGGGGGAGGGGCUACCACUGGGGGGACCUGGGGGGGAGGAGGGGGCACAGGGGGGAGGAACCCGGCCGACGCCGCUCAGCCCGAAAUCACAGAAACCAUCAACAGUAUUCAGACCAAACUGGACCAGCUGGACAACCGCACUCAGGCUCAUGAUAAAACCCUGGUGAGCAUCAACAACCACCUGGUGAACGGGAAAGGGAACGACGUGGACGGGGGGACGUCAGGGGGGGUGACAGGGUCGGUCCUGACGUCGCUGAAGGAGGAGGUCCUGAGGGAGCUGGAGAGGAGGGUGUCCCUGUCCUGCUCCGCCUGCCAGGCCGGAGUGGAGGACCUUCGACGUCAGCAGCUGGAGGAUCGCGAGAGGAUCAGAGCGUUGGAGAAACAGCUCAACGCGCUGGACUCCCGUCACCGACAAAACCAGGACGCGCUGAGACGAGACCUAACCCGGGCCCAGACCUGCUGCUCCAACCUCCAAGACCUGCAGAACCGAAUCACCAACGCCGAACGCAAGAUCACGUCUGCGUCCGAAAACCUGGACAACCUACAAAACCAGUUACACGGUGAAAACGGCGGACUGGGAGGAGCGGGAGGCGGGAACAACUUCGGAAUUACCGAAGGAGGAGACAACCAACAAGUGAACGUGCAACUUAGGAAUUUCGAAAGACACUUCAACAAUACGCUCCGCAAAACUGAAGAAAAAUGCUCAAAUGUGGAGUCCAAAGUUAAGGAGUAUUGUAACAAUGAAAUUCGGGAUCUACAGGCGGUGUUUUUGGAUAGAUUUGACGACCAGGCGUACAGGAUCGCGGACGUGGAGCUGGACGUGAGCAACGUGAAGCAAAAAUUGGACGAUCUCACCAAAAGAGUGUCCAGUUUGGAGAGUAACGCGACGGCGAUUGGGAACAGGGUGGAGAAGUGUUGCGGCGGAGGUGGAGGAGGAGGAGGCGUGGGAGGGUCAGGUGGAGCCGGGGCGUCGGGCGGAGGGAGAGGCGGGCAGGAAGGCGGGAGAGGUGAAGGAGAAGGCGGAGGAAGAGCGGGAGGGACCCAGAAGUCUUUGGAGUGGAGGGUGGUGGCGAACGAAGACCAGAUCCGGCACUUUAACACCAAACUCAAGGACCUGUCCGUGUCCGGAGAGUCUCUGCACGACAAGGUGGUGGACUUGAGUCAGGACGUGCGUAAAAUCAAAGACCUCACCGGAGACCACGGGGAGCACUUCAACCGCAUCGUGACGGAGGUGGAGACUCUGGGCCACGGCUGUGAUCUGUGCGCUCGAAUGGAAAACGAACUCAAGAAGAUCCAGAACUCCUCCAACCACACGCUCACACAGAUACAGGACCAGAUCAGGACCAUCCAGACCAGACUGGACUCAGACCGGGGAUCCAACCAGGUCUCAACUGGCAGCGAUCGUGGGGACCAGUGCUGCUCCAGGCUCCAGGAUCAGGUGCAGCUCCUCAGGCAGGACGUGCAGAGGUGCAGCGGGUGUAAAACCUCAGCAGACACUCCCACAGGUGGAGAGAGCCCCGGUCUGGGCGGCUCCUCUCCCCCCUCGGUGAAGCUUCUGGACGGACACAGUGUGAUCGGUCCUCUGAGCUCAGAGCAGCUGAAGGCUCUGCAGGGUCAACUCUCAGAGGUCAUCCUCUCCUUCAGCUCCAUCAACGACUCCCUCAGAGGCUUCGAACACACCGUGAACAAGCACAGCAGCGUCAUCACAGACCUGGGCCUGAACCGUCACGUGUCCAGCCUGUGGUCGUGUGUCGGGGGUCUGAACGACACCGUGGUGCUUCACGGAGGUUUGAUCGAUCUGAUUCAGAACAGUGAAGAAGAAGUCCACCGCAGAAUCAAGAGCCUCAACUCCACUCUGAGCAACGCAAUCAAAGACCUGCAGGGGGCGGGAGCGGGGGAGCAGGCCCGAGGACCUCCAGGACCUCAGGGGGAGCGAGGGUACCCAGGGGCGAGGGGUCCUCCUGGGCUCCCGGGACGACAGGGAGACGUCGGACUUCGAGGACCUCCAGGUCCCAAAGGUGAUGCAGGUCUUCCUGGUAUCGACGCUCUGGUCCAUAAACUGUCCUUCUCGGCGGCUCUCACGGUCCCUGUGGAGAAACCAGGGACCGUGGUGUUUGACAAGAUCUUGGUGAACGAGGGAGACUUCUACGACCCCAAAACAGGUAUCUUCACUGCUCCUGUCGACGGCCGUUACUUCUUCAGCGCCAUUUUGACCGGAUACAAAAACGAGAAGAUCGAGGCGGUCCUGUCCAAGUCCAACUACGGCAUGGCGCGCGCGGACUCCGGCGGGUACCAGCCCGAGGCUCUGGAGAACAAACCCAAGGCCGAGGCCAAGACCAUCGCCGGGUCUUUGGUCGUGUUCAACCUGAUCCUCCCGCUCCAGGCCCAAGACACCGUGUGCAUCGACCUGGUGAUGGGGAAACUGGCUCCUCAUUCUGUGGAGCCCCUCACUGUGUUCAACGGGAUGCUCCUGUAUGAAGAUAUGUGAGACCAGAAUGUACACAAAACAGGAGUUUAGAAGAAGAGUUUAUUUGCUGUUUUGGCCACGAUUACCUGUAUUUGACUGUUGAUACUUUGCAGCUGGUGUCAUCCACAUUCUUUGUGGGAUCUAUAAAGCCGGGCGCACACUGUGGGAGACAGAAUUUUCAUUCCCGCUCCCACCCGCAUCUGCAAUAUUCUGUCCUGCUCCUGUCCGUAAAUCCCGCAGGAUGUGGACGUUCGCUUUCUUAAGUUCUAUCAUACACGGAGAAGCGGAAAGAAACUGUCUAAAAUGUGCGUGAAAUUAGACCACAUCCACAAAUUUAAGCUACCUAAAAUGUUUUUUUUAAUGCCAAAUAAAAUAUCCAGCACAAAUGAUGUAUGACAGGCAUACAUUAAUCAUUUGUAUAUUUUACUUUACACUCAUAUUUAGUUUGCGGGACUUCAGUUUAUCAUCCCACACCCGCCCGAGCCCAAAAUAUGUCCCGUGCCGCACUGUUCUGUG
Messenger RNA from Boleophthalmus pectinirostris (great blue-spotted mudskipper), 4108 nucleotides. Its product is annotated as EMILIN-1-like. The transcript is spliced from 15 exons. Bases 314 to 3613 code for a protein of 1099 amino acids. NCBI's taxonomy places the organism in Eukaryota, Metazoa, Chordata, Actinopteri, Gobiiformes, Gobiidae. Gene Ontology annotation, molecular function: protein binding. The record is from RefSeq and is a predicted model, not a curated record.